Phodopus roborovskii (desert hamster) is the source of this 1656-nucleotide messenger RNA. RefSeq names its product coiled-coil domain-containing protein 170. Lineage: Eukaryota; Metazoa; Chordata; Mammalia; Rodentia; Cricetidae. Bases 36 to 1637 code for a protein of 533 amino acids. The record is from RefSeq and is a predicted model, not a curated record. The transcript is spliced from 8 exons.
UAGUGGAUCUGCUUCAUGUCCCCUGUGUCUCCAGCAUGUCAAAGCCACUCCAGUCUUUGAAUCACUCAGACCCAGGGAGGCUUGCUAAUAGCCAAACCCAAGAGGCCUGUGAGGUGAAGCCGUCUGAAGCUGGGCACCUAUCACAUCUGACAGCUCGAGAAAGUGUCCCAGUGCUUAGAAAUCUUCAAAGCAAACUUUUCAUAAAAGAAUCUUCGUUGCAAGAGAUGAAGACCGAGUUAGAUAGUUACAAAGAAAGUAACGCCCAGCAGUCGCUACAGAUAAUGUCCCUGAGAGAUGACGUCAAGAACCUUCAGGACCACAUUGCUUCUCUAAUGAAAAUUAAGGUUUUGAAAGACACAAAUUCUCAGAGUCUGGGAAGAGGCAACUGGAACCUAACUGAGAGAGUUAUAGACCUAGAGAACCGCCUAAGAGAGCAUCUGGUGGAAAGAGAGAAGGUGGGGCGGAAGGCAGAGCUGGAGAAAAGAUGGCCCUGCUCCAGCAGAUUCUCUCCCUAUAUGAAUCUGAAAGAACCAGAGGAUUCCUUGGAUAUUUUCCCUGUGAAGGACAAUGGUGAAGCCUCCAACUUUGAGAGAGACAUUAUUUACUCUGAAGGACCAAUCGAUGGGCAAAACAUUGGCGGUAAAUGUCAACAAGAUUUGAUCCACAAAGAAAAACUAACAUCUGAGUUUGAAAGACCUCAAUACCCCUGCAGCUGGGAAACCACACCUGAGCAAUCCCAUCAUCAGGAUUUCCUUGGUCAGUUGGCUACUCUAUUGAGUGACAGCAUUGGUCCCAUACUAGCCACCGAGGAAGCAGUGAAAGAGAGGAUCCAGGAGAUGGGUGUGAAUGAACAAUUGUGGAAAUCUAAAACUGAAGCCCUGCAGCAGGAAAUUCAGAUGCUCACUAAGAGACUGGAGCAGCUGUACCACCUUUAUGAAGAAGCUGUUGAUAAGUCACCCCAAACUGAAGAAAAUUAUAUGGGGCAAAAAAGACCCUUGCAACAUCUGGAAGGACAGGCUGCUGUCAACUCCUGUCUUUUAGACAUGGGCAGGAAGAAAGAAAGCUCCAGGACUCGGUCUGCUCAGACAGAUAAACACAAGAAGUUCAAACAGUUAGACAUGUUAUUGGAUAUUGAACAGAAUUCGAAGAUGGCUGCAGCCCCAAGAAUGGAGGAGAAAAUUCAGAGACUCCAGAAGCAGCUUAGUGACUUGAAACUGUCAAAUAAAAAUAUGAAGACUCAACUGACAAGAAUAAAUAUACUUAAAGACAAGACAAUCGAGAGGCUCAGACAAUCUGUAACAAAAGUUGAAACAGUGAAAGAGAAGGCAGGUGCCAAAACAGACAACUUGAAAACCUCCUCAGACUCAGCGGAGCAGGCAGCAGGAUCAGAGAAGGAGAGGGUCUACCAGACACCCGCGCGGGCCCCCCCUGAGCCCUCUGCCAGGAGCGCACUGAAGGUCUCAGGACGAGAGCAAGAGCUUGCCGACUUUCGAGAAACCAUUAUGAAGAUGCUGGGAUUUAACAUGAAAACAGCGGACAAGGAAGCCAUUAAUCAACUGAAGCUUGUCAUCCAAGUUUAUGAAAUCUCCAGCAGAUCAAAGGUAGCUUCUCACUGUGAGACCAGACAGGAUAAGUGAGCCAGCACCUCCUCCACUU